CAACGCCAAACCAACUGGCAUAAUUAUUUGUUCCAAAAUGUUUUAUUUGUAUUCGGUUUUUUGUUAUUUUUUAUUUUUCGGUAGUUGGUUGAUAGUUGGUGAAUCAGGAUUGUUUAUUACACCAGUUUAUGGAGAUAUUGAAAGUGAAGAAGAUAACGUAGAAAAAAAUUAUCCAUUUCAAAAAUUUCAAAAUCGUGAAGAAAAUAGUAACUUCAACAGGAAUUAUUAUCCAUUUGAAUAUCCCCUACUUCAAAAUAUUGAAGGAAACUAUUUAAAGAAUUAUCCAUUCAAGAAUUACCAGUCAAAACAUUUCAAUAAAGCAGGGAAUUUUGAAAGAAAUCUAGCGCCUAAUUUUGAAGUAAAGAAUGAUUUAAUAUCAGGCAUGUUCAUUUCGCCAAAUGAACCUGUUUCAGUUGAUUUACUUCCAUUACCAGAAAUCGAAUAUAUUCCAGACAAUGAAAAUAUAAUAUGUACAAAAAAUUCUCAUGAGGUAGCGUGCUAUGUUAUAUCUCAAGCUGCGCAUGUGACAAAAAUUCCAAAUUAUGAGAACGAUUUAUGGACACAAAUGGUAUUGGCUCAAUUUUUAAAUACUCAGCCGAAAUUACAUUGCAGUAGUACUCUAAUUAACGACAAAAACAAUUUAAACACAAAAUUAUUCAGGGAAUCCAUUUUAGCAACAGGAAAUGUCGCAAACUUUGACCAAACGCUGCCAUUUAAUAAUGGAAUCCAACAGAUUCCUGGCAAAAACAGCUUCCCCAAGGAAACAAGUUUAGCAACAGGAAAAAUUGAAAAUUUUGACCAAACACAGCUAUUUGAUGAUAGUGGAAUUAAACAAACUUUUGGGGAAACUUUGCCUCUUUUCGAAGAAAUAACUUCAACAACAGCGGAGAAAGUCAUUACAAAUUCUAAUAACAUGGUGGCAUUUAAUUGUGGAAGUCCACAGAUAACAGACAAAAACGCUUCACCUUUAGAAAUAUUUCAAAAUUUAGUAGCAACAGGAAAACAAAAUAUAAACUCGCGUGAAAGACAGAAAUCUAAUUGCAAUUCUAAACAUAUUUCAGAAAAUACUGUUUUACCUAAAGAACUGCGUAAAGAAUCAAUUUCAACCAAAGAAAAUACUAUUCAGAACUACUCUAAUCAACAGAUCUUAGGUGCUUUUCCUAUUAAUACAUCGGAAGAAAGUGCUUCAGAUACCGAAAAAUCCAUUUCAAAUUUUAGUUUACAAAGAAAGAGCUCAACGAUACCCUCUGUUGAAUUGAUAGAAUUAGCCUCUGUAACGGAAGCUAAUAACGAAAAUAUUCUUAGCUCAACGAAAAAAUUGGAUACGAAUUAUAAAGACGAUAAUCAAAGCAAAAAUAGAAAUCAAGUGUCAGAAAGUGUUGGCGUAGUAUCGGCUACCACUGAAUCAAAUGUCGAAAUUGAAUACACUACCCAAGUUUCAAAUAAAUUACCUAAAACUUUGAAAAUACCAAAAACGGAAAUAGAAAAUAUCAUAAAUAAUUUGAGUGGCCUUAGAGAUAUAUUACGGGUAGCAGAUAUGUAUGAAACAUUUCAAAAAAAUGUUGAAAAAUUAGGAACAUAUAUGAAUCAACAGCGAUCAAUUAGUUCUAAUACGAACUCUAGACCCCAUAUUAGAACACUUACUUUUGACGCAUUGAAAUCUAUUAAAAAUCAAAUGGCAGAUAGUGAUGGCUACUUAUCAGUUACAACUGAAUCAAAUCUAGAAAAUGAGGCUGCUACAACUGAAAAUGCAAAUUCUAUAGUACAAAGUUCAAAAUCAGAGACACGAAGGAAGUUGAAUGGAACAACAGAAGGAUAUUUGGGCAGUACAUCUCCAGAUUUAAUAGAUUUAUCAACAACUGAAAAUUCACUAAAUUUGGGUAAAAAUUCCGACAAUCAGCGUAGAGCAAUGUCACAACGUACGGUAGCAACUGAACCAAUAUUUUUAGAAACGAAUGAUAAGGAAGCAACAAAUGAAAAUAUAGACAAUCAGAAAUUAGUCGGUAAAAGUGACGAAAAUGAAAACGAGAACGAAAAAUAUGUUGAGAAUUCUAUGUCCGGUGCCAGUAGGCGUUCUAUUAGUAGAAUUACUAAUUCAGUGCAGCUUAUUUCAACCAAUCCCUGCAAAACAAAUAAUGACAACUCAUUUAUUCAUUCAAGUGUAAUUGUGCAGAGACCUUUAAGUUUUCGGCAUACUUCAGAACUAGCGAAUACCAAAAUUAUGGAUGGUACUGAUUACGCACGCCGCGGAUUAAAUUUAAAUAAUUUGGAAAGUACAUCUCCAGAUACGAUAGAUUUAUCAACAACUGUAAAUUCACUUUUAGAUCAAAAGUCCGAUAACCAGCGCAGAGCAAUGCCACAAUAUUUGGAAACAACUACCUCAAUAAUAGAGGCGAAUAAUAUUGAAACAUUUAGUGAAAAUAUUGACAGUCAAAAAGUAACUGUAAUAAGUGAUGAAACUCAUAAUCUUCACGAAAAAAAUGAUGCUAAUUUUAUGCAAGGUGUCAGUAGGCGUUCUUUUAGUAGAAAUGCUGAUUCAGUACAGCUUGUUUCAACAAAUCCUAAUAUAACAAAUAAUGACAAUUCAUUUAUUCAUUCAAAUGUAAUUGUGCAGAAACCAUUAGAUUUUCGACAUAGUUCAGAAUUAGCGGAUUCCAAAAUUAUCGAGAUUACUGAUUUCACACGCAACGGCUUAAAUUUAAAUAAUUUGGAAUUAACUACAAAUAAAUUUUCAUAUCAACAAGAUAAUUCAAAAAUGGAGUACACAACGGAAGGUAUAGAAAAUAGUGAGGAUUUUACUGAAAAAAUCGACCUCGAUGAACUUAAUUGGAAAAUUUUAGAAACUUCAACAGAAAAAUCUGAAGAGACUCACACUGAUGACAGUAAAACAUUUUAUACAACUGAGCGUUCUGAAGAUAUCGAGAGAGAUUUGGAAUUUAUUUUACAAAAAUCAAAAACUCGUCGAUCCAAACAAACCAUAAAAAUCGAAGCUUUAACAGAUCUUGACCAACAAAAUAAACCGAACUUAAACGGUUCAGUAGAAAGCGCACAAAAUAGAAAAAAUUUAGAUUCUUUUGAACCGUCUUUGUCUCCAGCUUUGGAGGGUUUGCAAACUACAACUGAUGAUCCUUCAAAGAUAGUUUUGGAACAUUAUAAUAAUACAAAAUCGGAAAGUGAACUUGAGAAUGCACAAUUAGUAUUAACUGCUGAAAAUACAACAUCUCUUCAAGAAAUGAAUCUAAAUAUGGUCAGGCUAAAAUAUAUGCCAUUUCAACCUAAACUAAGUACAAUCGAAGAAAAAACAAACAUCGCUGAUCCUGAAAGUUUGAACCUCGAAUCGAACGUUGACGAUAAACAUUUAGACGCUCAUGUAAUUUUUACUUUACACAAUAAUGACUGUAAAAAGAGGACAAAUUCAUUUGAUAAAAAUACAAAAGUGAAUGGAAUUCUUAAAAUGUUGGCUUUAAACAAACGAAGUAUGUAUAAAAUUUUAACGGACAACUCAAACAAUGUAUUAUUGAUAAAUGAAAAUUGA
This is a messenger RNA of Chrysoperla carnea, 3535 nucleotides long. RefSeq lists its product as uncharacterized. The coding region runs from base 38 to 3535 and encodes 1165 amino acids. NCBI's taxonomy places the organism in Eukaryota, Metazoa, Arthropoda, Insecta, Neuroptera, Chrysopidae. The record is from RefSeq and is a predicted model, not a curated record. The transcript is spliced from 2 exons.